GUCUUGUCUGCUGUGGCAAGCAAAAGACUUGAGGUAACUUUUGUAUGAGGAAGUGGACGAACAUUCAAUGACCAGAAUGCUAAACACACAUUGGCUUGGAAACGCUGGCAACUUCUUCAUGCUGUUUCUUGUUACCAGUGCUAUAAGCAACCUUUCAUCCGAGGAAAUGAGCAACAGAUGCAAUAGUAAAACUGUGAUACCUGAAUUGGAUAUCUUCUCAAGUCCGCCAAACCGCACAUUAAGAGUAGGUGCAGAUAUUAACUUGACUUGCAUAGCGUGGCCAAGGAAUGACCACCAGCUUUAUCCUAGGAAAUGGACCAAGUAUAUUCAGUGGUAUGAUCCUCAGGGUAGCCCAGUUGGAGCCAAAUGCCUGCAGGGUACACCAAGAGUCAAAGAGCUACACUGCAUAUUAAUGCUCAAGAGGUUGACUAUGGAACAGUUUGGAAACUACACUUGUGAGGCUCAGAAUGAUUAUGAGGGAUAUUGCACACAAAAAGUUGUCGAAAUUGAGCUGCAAGCUUCCCUGGCACCAGAAAUUGUUGAGGAUCCUAAGAACCAAACUGUUGACGCUGGUUUCAACGCAACCUUUGACUGCGCCGCCAAAGGUCAUCCCAUGCCGUCUAUCACAUGGAUAAAGAACGAUGACGCACUUGCUGUACAAUCUAACAACUGGACUAGAGUAGCUGAGAUUUUCCUCGACGACGAGCAAAUUCAUAGCAAGCUGGUAAUAAAGGGUGUAAAGAGGGAAGAUGAUGGGAAAUAUUACUGCUUUACAAAUAACAGUGCGGGAGAAAAAGCAUCAAAGCCGGCAUUCUUGUCCACAAAGGAUCCAGCUUCUUCAACUACGGCACCACCAAUAAAGGAACAACGACGUUCUGUUCCCCUGCUUACUACGCUUGGAGUGUGUGUUGGUGCAAUAAUUGCCUUCAUGGGCGGAUGCAUUAUGGCGUUUUUGUAUCGACGUGCAAGAAGAAAUCAUGAGGGAAAUGAAGGUGCGGAAGAGAUCUAUGUGGCCUGCAUAGACAACAAAGAUUUGGCUGAGGUGAUACUAAAAGAUAUAAAUGCUGAUACGGAAGAAAGUGAGCUUUUAGAGGUAAAUGCCGUCACUUCGUCGUUAGUUGUUGAAAAUAACAAAAUGCAGCUAAACAAGAAAAAGCAUGCGCAUGACGACUGGAGAGUUGAAUCGAUACCGAGAGUAUCGUCCGAGGAAAGGACUCCGACUCCACUAGAUGUCGGAGAUAAACAUUUCCCAAAUUCCAUCUUUGAUCAAAAAGGCUAUGCAGAAGAGUUGUUUAACUCACGAAAUGGUCACCAAAGUGCCGAAGAUGGCUGUAGUCACUGUGAUGUCAACAUUAUUUCUUAUCAAGACAGUGGGAUGGAUAGUGACAAAGAUACCGACGAAAUACAAACAUCUCUCUUCAUUGAGAUAGAGGAGAGCGAAAAAGACCGAGGUACUCUCGAAGUACUCGAUGAGGUACUAGGUGAAGGAGAAUAUGGAAUCGUUUACAAAGGUCUCUAUGGUGAAAGGAAUGGCAGCACUACUGAUGUUGCAGUAAAGAAGUUGAAAGGUAAUGCAUGCACACUUGCGAAAGCCGCGUUACUGAAUGAGAUAAGAACGUUGAAACAGGCUGGACGACAUCCCAACAUUGUCAACCUAAUUGGAACAUGGGUUCAAGGAGAGACAAUUCUUGUCGUCACCGAAUUGGUCCAUGGUGGUAGCCUUGAAAGCUUUUUGAGGUGCAAGGGUGACGGAAGUAACAAAUAUGCGAAUGUGCACUGUAAGCUGAAUGACCGACAGCUGCUCAAAAUUGCUCUACAGGUGGCCCUUGGAAUGAAACAUUUAGAAGAGCAGAAGUGCAUUCACCGCGACCUUGCCGCGAGAAAUGUUUUGAUCGAUCCAAACAUGGUGGCAAAAGUCGGAGACUUUGGAUUAGCAAGGGAAAUCACAGAGGAUGGAUUAUACAUCAAAACCUCAUGUGGUAAAGUUCCAUGGAGAUGGUCGUCUUUAGAAUCUCUGCGAGAUCGAGUUUAUACAUCCAAGAGCGAUGUGUGGUCGUUUGGCAUACUACUUUGGGAAAUGGCAACUUAUGGUGACUCACCAUACCCUGACAUCCCAACACCACUUGCCUUGGUAAGUCGGCUUUCUACGGGCUACCGGAUGUCACGUCCUCAUCAAUGCUCGGAAGAACUAUAUACGCUGAUGAGAUCUUGUUGGAACGAGGAUCCCUUGAUGAGACCUUCGUUUGCUGACAUCGUAGAUCAGCUGGCAUACUUCUUGCGAGAAGUAAAGAGGAUAUAUAUUAACAUCACAGAGGAUGAAAUUAGUGGCAGUUCUGAAGUGAACUAGAGUCAAAGCAUGCUUAUGUAGAAAGACUAUGUUCAUAACCCGAGUGAUAUUUUAGUUCACAACGUAAAACU
Pocillopora verrucosa is the source of this 2418-nucleotide messenger RNA. Its product is annotated as fibroblast growth factor receptor 3-like. Gene Ontology annotation, molecular function: ATP binding; transmembrane receptor protein tyrosine kinase activity. Lineage: Eukaryota; Metazoa; Cnidaria; Anthozoa; Scleractinia; Pocilloporidae. Gene Ontology annotation, biological process: positive regulation of kinase activity; multicellular organism development; protein phosphorylation. The record is from RefSeq and is a predicted model, not a curated record. Gene Ontology annotation, cellular component: plasma membrane; signaling receptor complex.